AUGCAGCCCAGGACUCAGCCCGCAGCCGUCUCUGGGGUGAGCCCCGGGGCCAGCAGCCUCCGGACCGCCAACAGGCCCGAGGCGGGCGUGUGCUCCCUGGCGCUGCCCUCGGAUCUGCAGCUGGACCGCCGGGGCGCCGAGGGGCCGGAGGCAGAGCGGCUCAGGGCGGCCCGCGUCCAGGAGCAGGUCCGCGCGCGCCUGCUGCAGCUGGGCCAGCAACCACGGCACAAUGAGCCCGCCGAGCCCGACGGGGUGGCCGAGGCGGCCAGAGGUGCAUUCCGGGCUCAGUACCACACCUUGCAGGCCGGCUUCAGCUCUCGCUCCCAGGGCCUGAGUGGGGAAACCUCGACCUUCCGGCCCAUCGCCAAGCCCACCUACAGCCCUGCCUCCUGGUCUUCCCGCUCGGCCGUGGACCUGAGCUCCAGUCGGAAGCUAAGCUCCAUCCACAACGGGGGUGGUGGCUUUGGGGCCGCAGGGUACUGGGGUGCCCCACCAGCCGCACCGGUGCCCGCCCGGCCUGUGUCCUUCCACGAGCGUGGUGGGGCAGGCAGCCGGGCAGAUUACGACACCUUGUCCCUGCGCUCGCUGAGGCUGGGGGCCGGGUGCCCGGAUGACCGAUACAGCGUGGUGUCCGAGCAGCUGGAGCCGGCGGCCACGUCCUCCUACAGGGCCUUUGCCUACGAGCGCCGGGCCAGCUCCAGCUCUAGCCGGGCUGGGGGCCUGGACUGGCCGGAGGCUACCGAGGGACCACCCAGCCGAACCAUCCGUGCCCCUGCCAUGCGGACCUUGCAGCGGUUCCAAAGCAGCCACCGCAGCCGGGGAGUGGCUGGGGGCGGGCCUGGGGGCAUCCCGGAGCCCGUGACCCGCGCACCCUCUGUGCGCAGCCUCAGCCUUGGCGACUCGGGGCACCUGCCGGACAUGCGUGGGCUGGACAGCUACGGCGGCCACCGCACUCUGCAGAGGCUCAGCAGCGGAUUCGAUGACAUCGACCUGCCCUCAGCAGUCAAGUACCUCAUGGCCUCAGAUCCCAACCUGCAGGUGCUGGGAGCUGCCUACAUUCAGCACAAGUGCUACAGCGACGCAGCCGCCAAGAAGCAGGCCCGCAGUCUGCAGGCUGUGCCUAGACUGGUGAAGCUCUUCAACCACGCCAACCAGGAAGUGCAGCGCCACGCCACAGGCGCCAUGCGCAACCUCGUCUAUGACAACGCGGACAACAAGCUGGCCCUGGUGGAGGAGAACGGCAUCUUCGAGCUGCUGCGGGCGCUGCGGGAGCAGGACGACGAGCUCCGCAAAAACGUCACAGGGAUCCUGUGGAACCUGUCCUCCAGCGACCACCUGAAGGACCGCCUGGCCCGGGACACGCUGGAGCAGCUCACAGAUCUGGUGCUGAGCCCCCUGUCGGGGGCAGGCGGGCCGCCCCUCAUCCAGCAGAACGCCUCUGAAGCCGAGAUAUUCUACAACGCCACCGGCUUCCUCAGGAACCUCAGCUCCGCCUCCCAGGCCACUCGCCAGAAAAUGCGUGAGUGCCAUGGGCUGGUGGACGCGCUGGUCACCUACAUCAACCACGCCCUGGACGUGGGCAAGUGUGAGGAUAAGAGCGUGGAGAACGCCGUGUGCGUGCUGAGGAACCUGUCCUACCGCCUGUACGACGAGAUGCCACCCUCAGCCCUUCAGCGGCUGGAGGGCCGGGGCCGCCAGGACAUGGGGGUACCCCCGGGCGAGGCGGUGGGCUGCUUCACUCCGCAGAGCCGGCGGCUCCGAGAGCUGCCCCUCACGGCCGAUGCCCUCACCUUUGCUGAGGUGUCUAAGGACCCCAAGGGCCUCGAGUGGCUGUGGAGCCCCCAGAUCGUGGGGCUGUACAGCCGGCUGCUGCAGCGCUGCGAGCUCAACCGGCACACGACCGAGGCGGCGGCCGGGGCGCUGCAGAACAUCACCGCAGGGGACCGCAGGUGGGCGGGGGUGCUGAGCCGGCUGGCUCUAGAGCAGGAGCGCAUACUGAACCCGCUGCUGGACCGAGUUCGGACCGCUGACCACCACCAGCUGCGCUCACUGACGGGCCUCAUCCGAAACCUGUCCCGCAACGCCAGGAACAAGGAUGAGAUGUCCACAAAGCUGGUGAGUCACCUGAUCGAGAAGCUGCCCGGCAGCGUGGGUGAGAAGUCUCCUCCAGCCGACGUGCUGAUAAACAUCAUAGCUGUCCUCAACAACCUCGUGGUAGCCAGUCCCGUGGCUGCCCGGGACCUGCUCUACUUCGACGGGCUCCGCAAGCUGGUCUUCAUCAAGAAGAAGCGGGACAGCCCUGACAGUGAGAAGUCCUCCCGGGCGGCCUCCAGCCUCUUGGCCAACCUGUGGCAAUACAACAAGCUCCACCGAGACUUCCGGGCGAAGGGCUACCGGAAGGAGGACUUCCUGGGGCCGUAG
Molecule: messenger RNA, 2421 nt
Organism: Budorcas taxicolor (takin)
Lineage: Eukaryota; Metazoa; Chordata; Mammalia; Artiodactyla; Bovidae
Gene: PKP3
Product: plakophilin 3
Exons: 14
Coding region: 1-2421 (806 amino acids)
Biological process (GO): cell-cell junction assembly; cell-cell adhesion
Cellular component (GO): cytoplasm; plasma membrane; adherens junction
Molecular function (GO): cadherin binding
Source: RefSeq, a predicted model, not a curated record